Molecule: messenger RNA, 2259 nt
Organism: Salvia miltiorrhiza (redroot sage)
Lineage: Eukaryota; Viridiplantae; Streptophyta; Magnoliopsida; Lamiales; Lamiaceae
Product: OBERON-like protein
Exons: 3
Coding region: 296-2041 (581 amino acids)
Cellular component (GO): nucleus
Source: RefSeq, a predicted model, not a curated record
CUUCCUAAUGCGGCACAACUCAGAUUUUUCUUCUUCUUUUUAUUUUUUAUUUUCUUUUCCGAAUUCAUUUACGCUUUAGCUUUACCGGGUCAAAUGCUUCAAACCAGAGGACUUCCCCACAACAACACCGCAAAAUCUCUGCUGGGUUAGGGUUUCUACUUUCAAUCGGGAAGAAAAGCUCAACUUGUCAAUCGAGGCGGAGAUUCAAAUUUAAUCCCUUCGAAAACACCACUUACGCAGAUUGUGCUUCAAUUUUCAUCUCUGCAAGAGUCCAGAUCAUUUGGGGCAGCCUCAAAUGGGGACAUCCUCUGGAGCUCAUAUCAAUGACCAAUCAUCAAUGCUGCCUCCUCGGCAACAGCCACGGUCUGGAGGAGGUGGGCUUCAGACAUCCCUCUCCUUGGUCUCUUCAGAUGCCUGUGGAUCUCCAAAUCUUCAUGAGCGCGGCUCAAAUUCUGAUCAGGUCCGGGAAUCGCCAUCUGAAAGUGCUAGUUCCAGAGAAACUUGGCCCACUGCUGAUGCUUUGGUAGCGAAGAGACUGGAGAAGGAAAAAGAAAGAGAGAAUGGUUUCGCAGAGCAGUCUGUCAUGCAGCACGUCGCCAGUUCAGAUAAGUUGUGUCUUAUGGAUGUAGCUAGAGAAAGAGUAGAAAUUAUAGCAGAGAGGAUGCAAAACCUUCCAGAUGAGUAUCUGGAAAAGUUUAAGAACGAGCUCCGGGCUUCUCUCGAAGGUUUAGGUGGUUCACAGCAAAGAGAAGAGUUCCUAUUUUUUCAGAAGAUGGUUCAGAGUAGGGGUGAUUUGACAGAUAAAACACUGAUUAUGGCACACAGGGUUCAGCUCGAGAUCCUGGUUGCGAUGAAGACUGGAAUUCAGGCAUUUUUACAUCCUAGUGUCAGUCUAUCUCAAGCUUCUCUUAUCGAUAUAUUCUUAUACAGGAGGUGCAGAAACAUAGCAUGUGGAAGCACAUUGCCUGCAGAGGACUGUGCCUGUGAGUUGUGCUCGAGAAGAAAUGGUUUCUGCAAUCUCUGCAUGUGUGUGAUCUGCAACACUUUCGAUUUUGAGGUCAACACAUGCCGCUGGAUUGGGUGUGACUCGUGCUCUCACUGGACUCACACUGACUGUGCUAUUCGAAAUGGACAGAUUGGCAUGGGUCCUUCUGUUAAAAAUGGGGUGAGCUCAGCAGAGAUGCUCUUUAGGUGCCGAGCUUGCAGUCGAACAUCUGAGUUGUUCGGGUGGGUAAAAGAUGUGUUUCAGCAAUGUGCACCAAGCUGGGAUAGGGAUGCUUUGAUUAGAGAGCUCGACUAUGUAAGUAGAAUUUUCCGUGGGAGUGAGGACCCAAGAGGCAGGAAAUUAUUAUGGAAAUGUGAAGAGAUCAUACAGAAAUUGAAAAAUGGGGCAGCUGAACCUAUUCCUUGUAAAGUAAUCUUGAUGUUCUUUCAAGAACUUGAAGAUUCGUUCAAAAAUCAAGAAAAUGAAGAAGCUGGCAGAAUGCUGUCUCCACAGGAAGCAUUCAAUAGGAUAGCGGAAGUAGUGCAGGAAGCUGUUAGAAAGAUGGAAAUGGUAGCUGAGGAGAAGAUGCAGAUGGUAAAAAAGGCACGAUUUUCUGUCGAGGCUUGUGAUCAGGAGCUCAAGGAUAAAGCGAGGGAAGUUUCUGAACUGAAGAUGGAAAGGCAGAGAAAGAAGAUGCAGAUUGAUGAGCUCGAAAGCAUUGUAAGACUCAAACAGGCUGAGGCUGAUAUGUUUGAGAUGAAGGCCAAUGAGGCCCGACGAGAAGCUGAGAGGCUGCGCAGAAUUGCACUCGCCAAGACUGAGAAGUCAGAGGAUGAUUAUGCCAGUAGGUAUCUCAAACAGAGACUGCAUGAAGCCGAAGCUGAGAAGCAGUAUCUGUUUGAAAAGAUCAAGCUCCAGGAGAGUUCAAGAGCGUCGCAGAGUAGCGCUGGCGGGAACGAGUCUUGUCAGAUGUACAACAAAAUCCAAGACCUGCUCAAGAACAUGUACAGCAGCACGCCUUCGAAGGUGGAGGCCCCAUCUAAAUUAGGUAUUUAAACGUUUUGACUUGGAUCUUUCUAUAGGUUGCACUGAUUUGUUCAAGCGUGUGGAUAAGGACAAGUGAUGUAAUGCUGUUGUAAACGAAGGUGUGUAGUUGUCUUUUGGUUGUGUUUGUUGUAUGUGGAGUAAAGGAAUUGGACAAGAAUCAAAUCUAUCUGAUUCGUUAUGUCGGUGGAAUCGGAGAAAAGGGAAAGGAAGAGAAUCUUUACUUGCAA